UUUAGCUGUUGCCGGAAUCCUUUCACCUUCGCGUAGAUCUCCGUAAAUGGGCGUUUUGAGUUCGGAAUUUUACAUCAAGACAAAUUUAGGAAUUUCACAUGGAUUCUGGAAAUAGCUCAGAUGUUCUACCUGAAGAUUUGAGUGCCAGUGUUGAAUCCUUCUUUGAGGCAGCCCCACCUCUUCAAGAUAGUGGUCUUACUGCUCAAAAGUUACAAGCCUUUAUUGAUCGGAACUCCAAACCUUUGGAAGAUGGGAGACCCGUUAGAGUUGUCUGUAUCACCUCUGGAGGGACCACUGUUCCAUUGGAGCAGCGAUGUGUGCGUUAUAUUGAUAAUUUCAGCUCAGGUCACCGAGGUGCAGCAUCCACAGAGUAUUUUGUGAAGGCUGGAUAUGCCGUUAUUUUUCUCCAUCGCAGAGGGAGCUGCCAACCUUACUGCCAUCAUCUCCCUGAAGAUUCAUUUCUUGAUCUUUUUGAGGUUGGGGAGGAUUCAUCAAUUCAAGUUUGCCAGUCGCAUUCUGCCGUAGUCAAGAAGGCAAUCAGAGAUUAUCGGACUGCUGUGGAAAGGGGCCAACUUUUAAGAUUGCCAUUCACCACUAUAUUUGAAUAUCUCCAGUUGUUGAGAAUGAUUGCUAUAUCUAUGAAGCAACUCGGACCAUAUGGAAUGUUUUAUCUUGCUGCUGCAGUCUCUGAUUUUUAUGUUCCUUGGGAAUCCAUGGCAAAGCAUAAAAUCCAAUCAUCAUCUGGACCUAUGGAUAUGCGACUCAGCCAAGUGCCAAAGAUGCUUUCAGUGCUUAGGAAAGACUGGGCUCCCAUGGCAUUCUGCAUAUCUUUCAAGUUGGAAACAGAUGCGGAUAUUCUACUUCAGAAAGCAGAGAUAGCAAUGAAAAAGUACCAGAUGCAUAUUGUUGUAGCUAACUUGCUGGCAACAUAUAAAAGGGAAGUGACAGUGGUCACAUAUAAUGGGACGAUUGAUGUUCGCAAGCUAGGCGAGGAUUCUGAUGUGGAGGAUGAACUGAUCAAACUCCUCAUAGAUAGGCACUGCAAGCAUUUGGAGCAAUCUGGAAUAUAGAUUGAUGACUUCUCAAUAAAUUCCACAGUAUAUUUCCAUGCAUUUAACAAAGUUUCAGAAUGUUGUACGCAACACAGAUGCGGAAGGUACGCAUCACACAUGUAUUUUGUUUCUGCUUUACCUGAUCAUAUUUAAUAAAGCAACUACUUUUCUUGUU
Messenger RNA from Dioscorea cayenensis subsp. rotundata (Guinea yam), 1227 nucleotides. Its product is annotated as phosphopantothenate--cysteine ligase 1-like. Lineage: Eukaryota; Viridiplantae; Streptophyta; Magnoliopsida; Dioscoreales; Dioscoreaceae. The record is from RefSeq and is a predicted model, not a curated record. The transcript is spliced from 11 exons. Gene Ontology annotation, cellular component: nucleus; cytoplasm. Gene Ontology annotation, biological process: coenzyme A biosynthetic process. Gene Ontology annotation, molecular function: phosphopantothenate--cysteine ligase activity. Bases 99 to 1070 code for a protein of 323 amino acids.